AUGUUUUGUUGGGGUAACGCAACUCAUCAUGAAUUGUGUUUAAAUGGUCCAGGAACAGCUGCAGAUUUGGUUAUAAAACCAACAUUAUCAAAAUGGAAGGAGAGCAAUCAUCUGCAACUUGUAGCCGCUGGAGAAUUUCAUACUUUGUACCUUACAAAUCAUGGGCACUUAUAUUCUUGUGGCAGCAAUGAUGUGGGACAACUUGGACGUCAAACAGAAAGUUCUGAUGGAGAAUCUCCAGAUUUAGUGGAAACUUUCAAAGGUUGUGCAAUAUCAACAGUAGCAUGUGGCAUCCAACAUUCAAUGGCCCUUGAUGAAUGGGGUCAACCUUUCAGCUGGGGUUCUGAUAGUAUGGGACAAUUAGGAAGCAGUCUUGGUGCCCAUGCUCAAGAUAAACCAAAAAUUAUCAAAUUCUUGGCUACCAGAAAUGUUAUACAGAUUGCAUGUGGAUCAUAUCACUCAAUUGCAUUGACAAACAAUGGUGACCUCUAUUCUUGGGGAGCAAAUAGUUAUGGGCAGUGUGGCUUGGGCAAUAUGACAAACAAGGAAACCACACCUCAACAGAUUACAUCCUUACUCGGCGUACCUAUUUCAUUGGUGGCAUGUGGCAGUAACCACACAUUUGUUCUAUCUAAAUCAGGUGCAGUGUUUGGGUGGGGUAAAAAUAUGCAUGGACAAUUAGGCUUGCAGGAUAGAGAAAACAGGUGUUAUCCUACUCAUUUGAAAACGUUAAGAAAUGUCAAGGUAUGCCACAUAUCUUGUGGGGAAGAUUUCACAGCAUUUCUAACACUGGAUGGUGGUGUGUUCACUUGUGGCUCUGGAGAAUAUGGACAGACUGGCCAUGGAACUACUAAAGAUGAAUUAGUUCCUAAAAAGAUAAUGGAGUUAAUGGGCAGCACAGUGACGCAAGUUGCUUGCGGUCGUCGCCACGUACUCUGUCGCGUGGGAGACCGCAUACUAGCUUGCGGCUAUGGCGCUAGAGGGCAGUUGGGAUGUCCGCACAUGGCCUUCGCGCUCGUGCCGACACCGGUCCCUUUUACACCCAACGAUGAUUCGCCGACUGAUAAUGCAGGACAAAGUAAGCCCAAGAAGAAAUCCAAGAUCGAGAAGGCUAGGACGUGUCCUAAACAAGGCGGCUCGCGGUCCCCUAAGUCUAACUUCUCUCAAGAAAUACUCAGCGGUCCGAUAAAGGUGUUCGCAGGCGGCGAUCACAGCUUCGUAGUUAUCAGCAGCGACAAAACUGUGUCUGUGGACUUCCGGGUGCCAGAUAGUAAGAAGCAGAUCCUCACACUCAGCUUGCCGAGGCUGGCUGCUUGUGAAAUGUUUAAAGAUGACGAUGCUGUGAAUCAAGAUCUAAUGGCGUAUCUGGAGACAGUGUUCGGUUCACUGGCGUGUAUGAACGGCUCGUUCUUGCUGACUCAGAGCGGACACUUCGGAUGCAACACCAAAGUACCCGGCGUGGACCUAAAGAAGGCGGAGGAAGCUUUUGCGCUUAUUAGCAGAAUUGAAAAUACCUCCAUAAAAGAGCUUAUAUUUAAUCACCUAACAGAGAAUAUUAUAAAGAAAAUGAAGCCAUCCCCACCCGAUGCCGAGGUGCUACGAGUGUUCCUAAUUCUUCCGUUGUAUCAUGAAAUGAGGAAUCCACGUCGCCAUCCUGAGCUACAGGGUCCAUUUGCGGAGGCUUUUAAUAAAUUAGCAAUGUACCCGCAGAAAAUUGUACAAAUGUGGUGGGAAGCGCAAACUACUGAGUACUUUGAGAUGCUAGUUGAUAUUUUUAAGAGUGUGAUAGUUUAUGAACUAAUGCAGCCUGUAGUUCGAGCUAAUAAGAAAAUUUCUUUCACGCAUAGUAUUGUGCAAAUUUUGAAUACAUUAUCAUUUUUAAAUAAAAUUAACUUCGUGAAUCCAAAAAAGCCCAAAAUACCAGCAGAAUGUUUUUACAUAGAAGAUCUCUGCAACUAUGUGGAUAUAGCGACCGACUAUAUCCAGUGGCUAGCCGAUCAAGACUCGUCUCAGCGUCACAUGUGUAACUACGCAUUCCUAUUCGACGUGCAGUGCAAAUCUCUACUGCUGAAGAUCGACCAACAGCUACAAAUGCAAAUGGCCAUAAGCAGGGCCGCCACCCAAAUAUUUUCUCGCCUAUUCAUCGACCCUACGUAUGAAUACCAAAGAGAUCAGUUCCUCAACCUCACAAUCUCUAGGAAUCAUAUAGUUAGAGAUACAAUGACGCAAAUAAGCAGCCAUGACACGUCGCAGCUGAAGAAGCCACUUAGAGUAGAAUUCGUGGGAGAGGAGGCGGAGGACGCCGGUGGUGUGAGAAAAGAAUUUUUCAUGUUGUUGCUUAAGGAGAUAUUCGAUCCAGUGUAUGGAAUGUUCAAACAGUCCGAGGAAACCAAUAUGAUAUGGUUUUCAAACAAUCCCUUUGAAGAUGACGUCAUGUAUUAUUUAAUUGGUGCAAUUUAUGGCCUAGCUAUCUACAACUCCAUUAUCAUCUAUGUCCCAUUUCCACUUGUGUUGUACAAGAAAUUAUUAGGAGAGUCUGUUAUGUUGGAUGAUCUCUCGGAUCUUUAUCCUACAUUGGCUAACAGUUUGAAGAGUCUCCUAGAGUAUACAGAUGAGGAUGUUGAAGAGGUAUUUAGUCUGUGUUUCGCCGUUAACACUAUUGUAUUCGAUGAAAUUCAAGUUCACAUGCUGAAGGAGAACGGCGAGAAUAUACCGGUUACACACGAGAACAAGGAGGAAUACGUUGAGCUUUACGUCGACUUUUUGCUCAAUAAGUCUGUGCAAAAUCAGUUUAAGGCUUUCAAUCAAGGAUUUCAAAAGGUAUGCGGUGGUAGGAUUAUCAAAUUGUUUAGAUCUCACGAGUUGAUGUCGGUUGUUAUUGGAAACGAAGAAUACGACUGGGAUUUGUUCGAAAACAAUUGUGAAUAUAAAAAUGGUUACUCCGCUACUGACCAACAGAUCAGAUGGUUCUGGGAAGUUUUCCAUGAACUUUCCCUGGAGGACAAAAAGAAGUUCCUUCUCUUUCUCACCGGUAGUGAUCGAGUACCCAUACAGGGUAUGAAGGAUAUUAAGAUUCGAAUACAGCCGGUAGCAGAUGAUAGAUUUUUCCCCGUGGCUCACACUUGCUUCAAUCUCCUCGAUCUACCGCGAUAUAAGACUAAAGAACGGCUUAAAUAUUACCUCCUUCAGGCAAUACAACAAACACAAGGAUUCUCGCUUGUUUGA
Messenger RNA from Parnassius mnemosyne (clouded apollo), 3225 nucleotides. NCBI's taxonomy places the organism in Eukaryota, Metazoa, Arthropoda, Insecta, Lepidoptera, Papilionidae. The record is from the annotation of a GenBank genome assembly.